This is a messenger RNA of Saccostrea cuccullata (small rock oyster), 379 nucleotides long. RefSeq lists its product as uncharacterized. The record is from RefSeq and is a predicted model, not a curated record. The transcript has 4 exons. Lineage: Eukaryota; Metazoa; Mollusca; Bivalvia; Ostreida; Ostreidae. Bases 41 to 379 code for a protein of 112 amino acids.
UAUGCAAUUUUUAGGAUAUUGUCCAGAAUAAAACAUACAAAUGAAACAAGUAGCAGAAAUUUACGACGAAGGAUUCGAAUAUCUGAAGUUAAAUGGCACACGCAAAUGUCCACGAAGAUACCCGUCCAACGAAGCCUAUAAAUAUCAACAGUGUUAUAGAUACAAGAACAUAUUUAUGGAUACGAGAAAAAUAAGUUCAAAAGAGAGCAGUUGGACAGCAUAUGUGUUUAUUAUCGUCAGUUCGUUUCAAUUUGUUAUCCUUGCCUUCUUGGUUGUGCUGAUGAAGAAAGAAAUUUGUGAAAAAUUCCGCAAAGGUUGUAAACAGACUAAUAAGAAUUUGGAACAGAAUAAAAAUGGUAAGUCCCCAUGCCGGGAAUGA